AUGAGCUCUCCAAGCACUCCCUCAAAGCAUGGUAGCCAUGCUCAAUUGCGGCGCCCUUCUCUCCUCUCAAACGAGGAUAGCCACAACCCUCUGGGCACGCGCAGUGGCGCCCUCCAGUCCCUCAUCCGCAGUCGCUCUCACCAGAGCAUACAGAGCUUGAGCAGUUCUGUUCCCGCGCACCCUCCCUCUUUCUGGAUGGGACCUGAUGAUGAGGAGACUGGACUACUUCGCCACGACCAUGAUGAGCUUGGCAGGCUGCUCGCUGAUGAGCGUCGCCUCACCCAAUUGCUCCACGGCCCCCAGAACCGCAGUGCCAAACUCAUUGGUAGAAGCAACCCUCGAUAUCGGUGGGAGCAAUACUGGAAGCCUGAGGAGGAGCUGGCUGCUAUGUCCAAACCACUGCGCGAGUACUAUGAGAGAACAAAUGAGUUGAUUCAGCAAUAUCUGUACAUCGAUGCUCUCCUCGACUCCGCUAUCCCACACGAUCUCCUCAAUGAGUACCAAGCGGAGCUUGAAGCUUCUGCAUUCCGACCACUCGACGUCCCGGAUACCAUCAACGAGGAGCCCUCCACCACAUCCGACUCCCCCCCUCUCACCGGAUCAACUCCUGUAUCCGCAUCUAUCACUCCAGGCUCCUAUGGCACUGUCAGCGUCAAGGCUAGCAAUUCGACUACAAAACUCCCUGCUACUCGCACGCCUCAAGAUAUAUUCCGUUCCUCCGAGAACUUGCCACUUCUUCAGCGUCAGGAUCAUUCCGAAGACGAGGACGAGGAGCAACCUCCGCGACCUGUUACCCAAGAAGACGACAAUGGCCCCAAACCCUUGUUACCCUGGCUGGAGGAUGCUGAAAUUGACAGCGACGACCCAAUCGUGACAUUGGCAAUCUGGGUCAACUUUAUUGCCAAUGCCAUUUUACUCGCUGGAAAACUCGUUGUCAUUGUCUCAGUCCCUUCGAUGUCUGUCCUGGCCAGCUUGGUAGAUGCCGUGCUUGAUUUCCUCAGUACGGUCAUCGUAUGGAUUACUACGCGUCUCAUCUCGUCCAGUCAUCAAGACCAGUAUAGCUAUCCUGUUGGUCGCCGCAAGUAA
Molecule: messenger RNA, 1086 nt
Organism: Fusarium musae
Lineage: Eukaryota; Fungi; Ascomycota; Sordariomycetes; Hypocreales; Nectriaceae
Exons: 2
Coding region: 1-1086 (361 amino acids)
Biological process (GO): monoatomic cation transport; transmembrane transport
Cellular component (GO): membrane
Molecular function (GO): monoatomic cation transmembrane transporter activity
Source: RefSeq, a predicted model, not a curated record